AUGUCACAUCCAGCCGGGCUCUCCACUGAGAGCCUGGUGCCCAACCCCGCCUCGUCCAGCUCUCCCCCGGCCACACGGGAAGAACACUGGAGUGAUGCACAUGAUACGCUUGACUCUGACACCGAGCGCGAUGCCAUCGAAGAGGCCGGGGAGAGCGGCGAGGACCUGACCAUACCCCCAAAGCUUUCCUCGGACAAAACAGAGACCCACGAGAUCGUCGACACCCCGUCACCCACUCGCGCACAAGCUGCGCCAGAGCGUGUUUCGGACGCCGACGCCACGAGUGUGCAUAGUAUGCCACUUGUGCAGGUCACGGAGCCCACCAGUCCCAUCCUCCCAGCAACCCCUCGUAGUGUUAAUUCCCACCAUUCAUCUACCACGGCACGCUCACAGACCAGUCUGGCUCCCCCGUCUGCUUCUGCUUCUGCUACCGACCGGAGACGUCGUAAUAGGAAUACCCUCGACCCUCGCGCUUCGAAUCGUUUCUCUGGCUUCCUCUCCAACUUGAUACAUCGCCGAGACCAACCCUCGAGUCCCAGUGCGCCUGCCCCUGCAGAGCCUCAACCGCCGUCUGUCUCGUCAACCAACCAGUCGCGCGCCUCUUCUCCUGUUCCUCCCCGUCCAUCAACGCCUCCCCCACCUCUCCCUUCGCCAAGCCUAGACGAUCUAGGCCUCUCGCUGUCGCCCCUCACCAUCCACUUGGCUCCAAGUCACUUCAGUAGUCCUCCAAUAAGUGGUGCCUUCCUUGCUCCCCACUACCUGCUGUUAUGUCACGCCCAAGGACUGGACGCGUUGCCGCUGAUAUCGCCUCCGGCGCCACAGCCUUACGCGCUCGUCCGCAGGGCACCCUUCAAGAGCAUCGUUGUCAUGGAGCAUCGAGGGGUUCUCGUCGCCAUCGCAGGCAGGCGGGAUGGCGUGCGCGUAUACGCACUGGAAGAGAUCCGGCGGAUGAUAGAAUGGCGAAUGGAGGUAGAGGUGAGGCGAGAGCGGGAGAAGGCAAAGCGAGAGGAGACAAAACGUGCGGUCACCGCUAUUACCCUUCUCCACCACGAUGGGCAUGAGAAGAGAGGAUCCACAGAAAAACAGCCCGCCAUCGUGCAAGCCGCGCCCCCGGAAAAGAAACCCAUGCAGCCUCGACGUGCCUCCGUUUCCUCGGCCUUGCGCCCCGGUGCUCCUCGUGCCCCUGUCAUUCGUUCCGCGAAGUCGAAGACGCCGCAAAUCCGAGAGGACCCUCCGCCGGAUGAGCCUGCGGGACCUCCUCCAGCGUACUCUGGCUCCCCCAUUCGGGAAAUCACGUCGGUCCCACCCAUCCCACCCAUCCCACCUGUACCCCCUCCUAUAGUUCCACCUCCACGGACCCGUGAAGCGCUUGCUGGUACGAUGUCUCGGAGGCACACCCUGACGAACGUGAACACUCAAGCCCACGAAGACGGGCCAUUGGAAGACGAUAGCAAGAACGAUUGGGCAUCAAGCGACGACGAAGCUAUCAACGUCAUGACUGCGCCUAGCGGUAGCCAGGCUCUCGAUGAGCGGACCAGUGCGAUGGCCAACGGGGCUUCGACUGCUGCUGCUGCGUCUGCCUCGGCAGCUCGUGCAGAGAUGACCCGCGCUCAGACCGCCCCGAGCCUGAGCUCCCGUCCAAGCCGUCGAGGACGACCAGCCAACCUUGAUCUCAGCAUUCCUCCACCGUCUCCAACGCCUACGCUUUUAACUCUCCGACAAGCCCUUACGCUAGGAUCUGCUCCUCGACAAGAUGAUGGCAUGAUGUCUCCUGACGUCGACGGCGAUGCGGAUGGAAUCUCCACACCUGCAACCCCCACCCGCGAGCGCAUAUCCCUUGCGGAAGCUCUGUUUGAGAGCCGUUUGCCGGAGCUACCGCCCGAGCCCAUCCUGAUCAAUUCGCAAAACCAACCAGAAGGGGACUUGCCGGCUAGUCCUCGGACAUCCGAGCCGAGCACAAGCGGUGAAACCGGUAGCAACGCUCAGAACAACCGGCGGCGCAGGAGAUGGUCCGUCUUGGGUGGGGUGUUCUCUAAUUCUUCCGGACAGUCCCAGUCCUCCAUUCCUUCCCUUGCUGAACUGGCACAAGCUCCGCCGCCGCCGCCAGUGACAUCGACGCCACUUCUGGAGCGGCGGGCUAGCCUGCUCACACGGUCACAGUCGGGAAGAAUAGCCACAUCUACCUCGACGUCCACGGUGACUCCCAGGCGUCCGACUACUUCUCCCGGUCCGACUACUACCCCUCCUACACAGACACAGACGCAAGACAUUCCUCCAGUGCCGCAGCCUCCCUCAGCCGGAACUUCUCACUCUCGUUUCCUUCCCCGGCUACUGACGCAAGCGCUUGGACGCAGGUCUGAUGACGUUCCCUCGUUGCCUCGCCGAAGUGGUACGGCGAACGAGCGUUUGAUUAACGUACCAAAUCCUCCCCAUGCCCCCGCACCAAAACUGGAAUACGUCAAGCUUCCCGGCACGAAGGGCGCGGUCACUGUCAAGGCAGUGGAGACCGGGAAGAAGAGCUUCCUUGCCAUCCUCUGUGGAGACAAUGGCGAGAAAGUGGAACUGUUCGCUGGGACGUACCGCACGGCUCUUGGGUUGUCGCGGACGUUCAUCCUGCCGGACUCCCCGCGUUCCCUGGAGCUCCAGCUUCAAGGCGAUGAUCUUGUGGAAGUCUUCCUGGUCUUCUCCCAGAACGUGUUUGGACUGGAGCCCGCCACUGUCCGUGUCCGGGAAGUCCGCAUUGGUCGCGCGGAGCGUAGGGCGGCUCGUCGGCGUGCUCGCGAGAACAUGCCCGCAUCUGCUGGUGGCGGAGAUGGUGAUACCGACCCUGGCGUUCCCAACACUGAGGAAGAGGUGACAGUCAACGUGACCGCGCCCACCGAAGGUGGCACCCCCGGAACGGUACCAUCAACGGACGAGCUGAUCACGCUGGCAGCGGCGCAGAUGAGCCCAUACACAACCUUCCAGCAGCUCUCGUUUGCUCCAAACUUCCCGUUAGCCACCAUCGCGGACGAGUACAUCAUUCCUCCGACGUAUCGGUCCUUCAUUGAAUACCGGAGCCAGUAUGAGCCGGAGGUUGAUGGUACUGCCAACGUGGAUCUGUCCCAGGUCCAGUUUUCGCCCCCGGGCCUUCCAGUUCCGACACCUGCGCCGCCGUCCAGAUGGUUCUACCGCGACCCCAAGGCGUUAUUCAUGGUGAGUCCAUGGAAAGCCUCCCUCAUGCAGGCAUGGUAUCGGGACGGCCUGCUUCCACCAGACCUGCCUGUUCGCAGGGAAGAGGAUGCCGACUACACUCUUCUGAAAGAUCUGCGCCUGCAAUGCGUAGACCCUACACACCCUUUCCGCUCUUCUCCUCCCGUCGCUGCUGUGCCUGCUGUCCCCACGCCGGAUUCGUCGAAACCACUCCUUUCGCCUCAGUCUCUCCUCUCCCAGCCGAAACACUUUGGUCCUCCCGCGCUGUUCUACUCGUCCCGUGGCGGUCACAGCACCACGAUCGUCGACUCCCGUGGGCGCUCGGUUCUCAAGGGCCGCUUCAUGUGGAGCACCGACGAGGCUGAGGGCUCGCCCGCCAGUGGCCGUCUCGGCGACGUCAAGCGCCUCGAGGCUUUCGACGUGAAGGAUCGUGCUGUCCUUGUGGCGAUGCGGCAAGGGGGUCUCGAGGUCGUCGAUUUCGGCGAUGCACUCCUCAAGCCCGCCGACCACUCUCGGACCAGCCUGCCUCAUUUUCACCCUCCUUUGUCAAGCAUGAACCGUCGCGGACCUUUCGUUUGGAAAAUCGGAACGCCGAAGCAGAGCAUCGGACCGUCGAAAUCACCUGGCCGCGCGGAGUUCAUACUGUCUAACGAGGGUAACGACGAAAACGUCGACGAGGUGUUCUUCCUCGGCCGCAAGGAGGAUGAAAUGUUCCUAUGCGAGCGUACCGCACCACAUUCAGGAUACUGA
Molecule: messenger RNA, 3942 nt
Organism: Epithele typhae
Lineage: Eukaryota; Fungi; Basidiomycota; Agaricomycetes; Polyporales; Epitheliaceae
Exons: 11
Coding region: 1-3942 (1313 amino acids)
Molecular function (GO): protein binding
Source: RefSeq, a predicted model, not a curated record